Messenger RNA from Magallana angulata, 1080 nucleotides. RefSeq names its product centrosomal protein 20-like. Gene Ontology annotation, cellular component: centrosome; ciliary basal body; motile cilium. The transcript has 5 exons. The record is from RefSeq and is a predicted model, not a curated record. Gene Ontology annotation, molecular function: protein binding. Lineage: Eukaryota; Metazoa; Mollusca; Bivalvia; Ostreida; Ostreidae. Gene Ontology annotation, biological process: microtubule anchoring; cilium assembly. The coding region runs from base 55 to 519 and encodes 154 amino acids.
GUUUAACGUCAUCAAAUGUUGUGAAUGUGACGUUUUGUGUAUGUGCUUUUCGAAAUGGCUUCGACUCAUGAACUAAAAGAUGUCAUAAAAGAAACUCUAGAAAAUCGUGGUUCACUUGGACAGAUAAAGGCGAGGAUCCGUGCUGAAGUGUUCAGUGCCCUAGAUGACCAGAGUGAGGUGAAACCACCUCUAAGCAACGAAAAUAUGAUAAUCAAUGAACUCAUCCGAGAGUACCUGGACUUCAAUAAAUAUAAAUAUUCAUCAUCAGUUUUGGUUGCAGAAUCUGGACAGCCCAAAUCACCAUUAGACCGAGACUUUCUUACCAAAGAAUUAAACAUAAAGGAAGAUUACAGAUCAAAGUCUGUUCCUCUGUUGUACAGCAUUAUUUCUAACCACCUGAGAGAGAACCGCCCCUCCUCCCCGUCCCGACAGCGCCCCCACGGAGCCUUCCUCCAACAGCUGGAGAGUGAACUAGAUAAUGAACAAGAACCCUUUGUUGUAAUGGGUGGCAAGAGGUGAUGCUGAUCAUUGUGUGAUGUUCAAACUUCAUGCAUACUGACUGUUAAGUCUAUUGGUUGUCAGUAGAUGGAUUGUCAAGGAUAUUGGAUACAGCAUGAUUACAUUGAAUGAGAUGGUGUGAGUGAUGCUAGAAUCAACUUCCUUCUGUGUGUUGGACAAAGUGAGCGUUCAGUUUAUCCCACAAUCAUAGCUUAGAGUUGGGAUGUACCGUAUUUUAACAUGUGUAUUUCCUUGUUGAUUAUGAUAGAUUUGUGAGAGAUAUUUUAAAUGAAUCUUUUGUACAGUGAUUGACGUAACAUAUCUUGUCGGGAGAUGUGAUGACUGUGUAAAUGACUCCUGGGAAUACUAGAGCUUGUCAUAAACUUGUGUAAUUUAUUAAAACUGUGAAUAUAGUAGCAGACUGUAUUUAUGUCUAUGUUUAUCUAUAAGAUUCAGAAUGCAAAGAUUCUGUGAUACAGUGGUACCCGCCUGUGUAAUUACAAAGCUAUUGUAAAUAUAUAUGGAAUUUACAUAAGCUGUGAAAUUGGCCGUAAAAGUAUGAAUAAAAAUGAGCUGCAUUUA